AAAGCAGAGAUCGUGAGCAUAGUGUAAAAAACGAAAGAAGUUUCUAGAAGAGAGAAAAUGGCAAACCCUAAAGUUUUCUUCGACCUUACCAUCGGAGGUCAAGCUGCCGGCCGUGUAGUAAUGGAGUUGUUCAAUGAUGCAACUCCUAAAACAGCGGAAAAUUUCCGAGCACUCUGUACGGGAGAGAAAGGCGUAGGGAAGGCCGGCAAGCCGUUACACUACAAAGGAUCAAGUUUCCACCGUGUGAUCCCAGGAUUUAUGUGCCAAGGAGGUGAUUUCACUGCCGGAAACGGUACCGGUGGUGAAUCAAUCUACGGCUCCAAAUUCGCAGACGAGAAUUUCGUCAAAAAGCAUACUGGUCCUGGAAUCCUCUCCAUGGCUAAUGCCGGACCUGGAACUAACGGAUCACAGUUUUUCAUCUGUACGGCGAAGACUGAGUGGCUUGAUGGAAAACACGUUGUGUUUGGGCAAGUGGUUGAAGGCAUGGACGUGAUUAAGAAAGCGGAGGCCGUUGGAUCUAGCUCCGGUAAGUGCUCGAAAGCAGUUGUGGUGGCUGAUUGUGGCCAACUUUCCUAGAUCUGAAGAUGAUCGUAGGCAUAAUGAUGAUCUAGUCUAGUUAAUUACUCCUGUCGUUACUAUUUAUGUUUUGUGUCGUUUUGUUUUUCCUUUUGUAGGCUUACUUCUUUAUACUGUAAUAGGUAGUUUUUACUACUACCGGUGCAUGUUGAAUUUUGAAAUAAGAUAGAUUUCUCGGUUUAUUUUCAGCGAUUU
Molecule: messenger RNA, 771 nt
Organism: Solanum pennellii
Lineage: Eukaryota; Viridiplantae; Streptophyta; Magnoliopsida; Solanales; Solanaceae
Product: peptidyl-prolyl cis-trans isomerase-like
Exons: 1
Coding region: 58-576 (172 amino acids)
Biological process (GO): protein folding; protein peptidyl-prolyl isomerization
Molecular function (GO): peptidyl-prolyl cis-trans isomerase activity
Source: RefSeq, a predicted model, not a curated record